Trichoderma atroviride IMI 206040 is the source of this 549-nucleotide messenger RNA. RefSeq lists its product as uncharacterized. The record is from RefSeq and is a predicted model, not a curated record. Gene Ontology annotation, biological process: polyketide metabolic process. NCBI's taxonomy places the organism in Eukaryota, Fungi, Ascomycota, Sordariomycetes, Hypocreales, Hypocreaceae.
AUGUCUUCUACAGAGGAGCUAACAGUUCAAGAGAAGAAUAAGCAAAUCGUUGCAAAGUAUUCAGAGGAAUUUUGGGGGAAAUGCAAUGAGAACAUUGUCGAUGAGCUUUGCUCAGAUGAUUUUGUGUCCAACUAUCCAAUGCACGGCCGCCGCGAAGGAAAGGCCGAAGUAAAGAAGAUGUUGCUUGAGUUCCGAGAAGCGUUCCCAAAUGUCACUUUUCGACCAUAUGGACCAAUUCCCAUGAUAGCUGAGAAAGACUAUGUUGUAACGCGCUGGAUUGGCGGCGGCAAGCAUACAGGUGUUGCAUUUGACGAUCUGCCGGCUGGCCAGCUUACCACACCGAAUACGGGAAAGAGAAUUCACUUUUCUGGUACCACCAUAUUCACGGUUAAAGAUGGCAAGAUUACAGAGGAGCUUGGGGAAGAAGGUGCUUUAACUGCGCUACAACAGCUAGGAAUCAUUGAUCCUCCAAAUCCGGCAAGCGGGGCCUACAAAACAAGUGAGCUGGCUGGCAAUAGAAGCGAACCAAAAGACAAAGGUAGCAACUAA